UUUGGAGAAGUAUGGGAGAGGUCAUGAAAUUUUGAUAUUUUCACCUUUUCUACUCAAACACUUACAUAGAACAACGAAGUACAGUACAGUAGUACAUGCAUUGCACGUAACAGAAAAACAAAACAACUUCAACAUGAAACCCGCAUCACUAGAACUAGCACAGAGAAUCAGCAGAACAAUAAUCUCAACCUCAAAGAACCACACAAAAACCAAACACCAUCAUCACCACCCAUGGACCUCACAAAUCGAACAAACCCUUCACAACAACCUCAACCAAAAUCUAACUCCAUCCCUUGUUUCUUCCAUCAUCGACCCUUUCCUCCUCCAUCACCAUUCUCUCGCUUUGGGCUUUUUCCAUUGGGCUUCUCAACAACCAGGGUUUACCCAUACUGAUUCAACCUUUCACUCCAUUCUCAAAUCCCUCUCCCUCACACAAAACCACUCUCAGUCUAAUUACCACUCUCUUCUUUCACUUCUCAGAAAAGCUCAAUCUUUUAAUUACCCAAUUCACCCUUCCGUUUACCGUUCGGUUAUAGCCAUGCAUAUUUCCCGUAAUUACUUACUUCAAGCUCUCUCCAUUUUCAACGAGGUUGCUUCGUUGAUCAAUGAAAUUGGUGCACCCACUUGUAACUCACUUCUGGCUGCACUUAGUUCUAACAAUAAUGACAAUGCAUAUAAGGUGUUUGAUGAAAUGUUUGUAAAGGGUGUUUCUUUUAGUACAUUGGGGUUUGGGGUUUUUGUUUGGUGGGUUUGUAAAGAGGGUGAUUUAAGGAAAGUGUUGGGUUUGUUGGAUGAGGUUGGGAAAUGUGGUUCGGAGAUUAACGGGUCUGUUGUGGCGGUUAUGAUUGUGAAUGGUUUGUGUUUUGCUGGGAAGGUGAGUGAGGCUAUGGUGAUGUUGUCUGAAUUGAGGAAUAGAGGGUGGAAGCCUGAUUUUAUGGCUUAUUGGGUUGUGGCGAAGGGGUUUAGGGAAAUGGGGAAUGUGGUUGAUGAGAUUAAGGUUUUGAAGAUGAAGAGGAAGUUAGGUGUGGCUCCGAGAAGUAGUGAUUAUAAAGAGAUUAUAUUUGAAUUGGUUUCGGAGAAGCGGAUUUGUGAAGCUAAGAUGAUUGGGGAGGUUAUUGUUGGAGGUAAUUUUGUUGUGGAGGACGAUGUUUUUAAUGUUUUGAUUGAGUCUGUGUCGGAUGUUGAUCCUAUUGGGGCGAUUGUGUUUUUUAAUUAUGUUGUUGAGAGGGAAAGGUUUUUGAGUGUUUCAAGUUUGAAUAGAUUGAGUUGGAAUUUGUGUAGGGUGGGUAAAGUGGAUGAAUUGUUGGAGGUGUUUCGUGUUUUGGAUUGUCGGAAUUAUUUCAAGGAUGUGGAGGGUUACAAUGUGAUGCUGUUGUGGUUGUGCGAAGCUAGGAGAGUGAAAGAAGGAUAUGCUGUUCUACAGGAAAUGAAAAAGAAAGGGUUGAAUCCUGAUGUAACGUCUUACAAUUAUGUGAUGGAAGCGUGUUGUAAGGAGGAUUUACUUCGCCCUGCUAGGAAGCUUUGGGAUGAGAUGUUUGCGAGUGGCUGUUGUGGAAACUUGAAAACAUAUAAUAUUCUGAUUCAUAAAUUUUCAGAAGAAGGGCAGAUUGAUGAGGCUGAGAUGUUGUUUAACCGGAUGUUGGACAAGGGAGUCGAACCCGAUCGUGCGAGUUACACUUUUCUUUUACAAGGGCUCUCCCAAGAAGACAGGCUUGAAGAAGCUUUUGAACUCUAUAACAAGUCUGUCAAACAGGAUAUUACCAUUGCAAGAGACAUAUUGAGCUCGUUUAUAUUAUCACUCAGCAAGAAAGGACAUCUAGCAGCUGCUUCCGAGUUACUUUGCAGUCUCAGUCAUAAUAUAGGACAUGCAGAAUCCCACGUAGUUUUGUUGAAAUGUUUGGCAGAUGCAAGAGAGAUUCCAAUUGCUAUUGAGCAUUUGAGGUGGGUUCAGGACAAGUCGCCUUCAAUGCUACAGGAUAUAUGUACCGGACUUUUAGCUUCCCUUUCUGUUUCUAAAUGCCCAGAGCCAAUAUUACAGUUUCUUCAAAGAAUUCAAGGUUGACAAUGCUACAUACAGAGAAUUCUCCUGGAUACUGUCAAGUUAUUUCACAUGCGAACCUUGUAAUAAAGGCCUACAUCUCCUCUGAUGGGGUGUGGUUCAUGGAUGACUUGAAAAAAGAAAACAAUCCUGGCUUGAGGUUGAACCUACAGAAGAGCACAUCAUAAUUGAACUUACUACAUAGACAGACUUUCAAAAUCUCUGCAUUUCUCACUGAAAUUCACCCUAAUGUGGUGGCUGCGAGAUGUAGACAAAGGACACAUAAUGCUAAGGAUCUAUGAAGCGCUGAUAUGCCAUUCAGAAGGCGUGUCGCCGCGUCGGACACGGAUACUCGUACGACACGUGUACGACACGUAUCUGACACGUUUUUGCAGUGUCCAACGAAAAAAUAAUUUAAUUAUAACGGACACAGAUACGACACCUUAUUUCAAAUAAAGGACGCACCCAACUCAAAAAAAUUUAGAUUUUUUUUAAAAACAAAAAGGCCCAACUCAAUAAUUAUCGGAGUUUUAUUUAUAAAAGUAACAGGGUUUUUUUACCUUUCAUAUUUCUCUUCUCCAUUAUAAAAAUAACACAACUAGGAUUUCUUAUUUUUUUUCUUAUUCUACGGUUUAGAAGCUGAUUUUAUCAAUAUAGAGUGACUAUGAUAUGAUUUGUAUUAUUUUGUUUUGGUGGAUUUUUUUUUUUUUUUGUUGAUUGAAAGUACUGAGUUUAAAUAUAUAUAAAUUUUGAUUCUUGUUUUAAAUUCUUUAUAAAUUAUGCUCAUAUAUUGUAUUAUUAUAUUAAUAUAUAAAAUAUAUAUAGCCGUGUCCGUGUCCUAUAAUUUCUAUAUUAGUAGAGUCCUCGUGUCCGUGUCCGCGUUGUAUCCCGUGUUCGUAUCCGAGUUCGGGGCAGCUAAGGAUGAAGCUGUAGUUCGAGUGACAAAUGAUUCCAGUGGUCAGUAGGUGUGCCUAAAUGGAUCCAUUCCAAGAGACAUCAAAAACAACAAGUUUACUAGCUGGGGUUUCUAAUGGGGACUGAAGAUUACAUCAGGUUAUGUAUGUUGGCAGGAACUAUGAAAGAGAACAUUUGUAGAUUAAAUAACUGACAAAUUGACCUACACGCUAUAAUGGUGUGUUGGCAUGAAGCACUAAGAUAAAGUUGAUCUCCCUACCAUUAUCUUAGUAAAAAUAUAUGAUAACAUGGUUG
Vicia villosa (hairy vetch) is the source of this 3247-nucleotide messenger RNA. RefSeq names its product pentatricopeptide repeat-containing protein At5g14080-like. The record is from RefSeq and is a predicted model, not a curated record. Lineage: Eukaryota; Viridiplantae; Streptophyta; Magnoliopsida; Fabales; Fabaceae. The coding region runs from base 134 to 2062 and encodes 642 amino acids. The transcript has 4 exons. Gene Ontology annotation, molecular function: protein binding.